AUGGGAGUCGCCUAUUUUGCCACCACUCCCGCCAAACCACACGGCUACUUCCUGUCUUUCACCUCCAUCCUCGAGCCGAUCUGUGCAAAGACAUUUGGAGCUAAACCCAAGUGUCUUCGAGUUAGAAGUCACAUUGUUGUCCUCUUUGAGUGGACACUCCGCAGAAAGCAAGACGCAGGAAAGGACAAAACCUCUUCCAAAGGCUCGACACCCGGCUCAAGUACACCACGAAUCAGAGUGGCCCCGAAAGCUAAAUAUGCUGUCGCCGCAGUCUCAACUAUCCCAGCAAUCAUUUUCAAAGAUGGCACGAGAUACUUCUCUUGUACUCCGUCAUCUCGAUCAGCUCCUGAUGAUUCAAUCCGAGGAAAGAGAAGGAAUAGAGAGAAAAGAGUACGGCGACGACGAGUUUGGGCUGUUGUCCAUUUCUUCAUCGUCUGUGGCGACGUGCUCGACUCGUUCCCCGCAUACACGGUCUUCGCGAGGAAACCUAUCUCGUCCACCACAAGCAUAUUUGUGCAGCAUCGCGAGUGCGUCGACGACCCCGGCGAGCUCGAAGGGCCUGCUGUGCUCUCGGAUAGUCUAGACGAGUUGUAA
Messenger RNA from Fonsecaea pedrosoi CBS 271.37, 594 nucleotides. RefSeq lists its product as uncharacterized. The record is from RefSeq and is a predicted model, not a curated record. The transcript has a single exon. Lineage: Eukaryota; Fungi; Ascomycota; Eurotiomycetes; Chaetothyriales; Herpotrichiellaceae. The coding region runs from base 1 to 594 and encodes 197 amino acids.